CAAAAUUUCUUAGGACCAUUGCUGCCGUAUUCUGAAUAAAAAAUUUCCAUUUACAUCAAACAUUUAUCGAAUUGGAUUCAAAAUUGCUACCUCAAUGUACAGUUUAGCUCAAUCUGCUUCUAUGAUGGUGGAAUUCAUAGUACUUUUUUGUCCAUCACACGAAUAAUUCGCGAGUUCGGAGCAAUUGGUCCGCGGCUAUUACAACCCGCGUCGUUAUUGUCAUCAUAGUAGUGAAGUCUCGUUCGUGAGUGGGGUACAGCGGUCGUGUUACGUAGGUGUGGUGCGGAUAUUGUAACAACAUCAAGAUGAAUGCAGGGGCAGUGAGACAGGUGCGGCGGAAUGUCCGCAAUGUUGUCCACAACUACACAGAUGCACAGGUCAAGGUCCGCGAGGCCACAUCCAACGACCCAUGGGGCCCGUCGUCCACGCUCAUGUCGCAGAUCGCCGAGUACAGCCACAACAUGGUCGCCUUCACGGACAUCAUGCAGAUGAUCUGGCGCCGACUGAACGACCACGGCAAGAACUGGCGUCACGUGUACAAGGCGCUGGUGCUCAUGGACUACCUGAUCAAAACGGGCAGCGAACGGGUGGCCCAGCAGUGCAAAGAGAACAUCUUCGCCAUUGAGACGCUCAAGGACUUCCAGCACUUCGAGGAGAACACGGAUCACGGACGCGCCAUUCGCGAGCGGGCCAAGCAGCUGGUGACGCUGCUGCAGGACGAGGAGAAGCUGAAGCAGGAGCGGCAGCGGGCCAUCAAGGCGCGCGAGCGUUUCCUCGAGAGCAGCCAGGGCCUGGCCGGCCUGGACAGGCCGCGUGACCACAGUCCGGGCCCCAUGAGCCCGACCGAGCGGCCGGUGGACGUAACGCGGCCGGCGGCGCCCGAUCUGGAGAUGGCGCGACCGCAGACCUCCGGCGAGGAGGAGCUCCAGCUGCAGCUGGCCAUCGCCAUGUCGCAGGAGGAGGCGGAGCGCGAGCGACAGCGCUCCCGCUCCGACGAGGUCCGCCUGCAGAUGGCGCUCAAGGAGUCGGAGCACGACGUGGCGCCCGCCAGUGCGGCCGGCGCCGGCGGCCUGCGCCGGCCGCCCGGCGAGCGGCCCUCGGCCAUGACCGACCUGCUCUCGCUGGACCUGGGCGGAGGAGCCGCCGCCGCCACCGCCACCGCCCCGGCCGCGGCCGCGGCCCCGGCGGCGGUGGUCGCCGACCCGUGGGGCCUGCCCGCGCCGGCCCCAGCCAAGCCGCAGGUCAGUCAGCUGGUGACGCCCGGCACGGGCCGUGUGUCGCUGAGGCGCGGGGUGCCGAGCUGGGCCAGCUGCUGGGAUAUGUCACCGCUUACCUGCUGUUUUGCUCACAUGCCACCGCGUUGGAUUGGUGUUUGGCCGUUGUCUGGCGUGCGGUCGUGGAUGGGCGUUGUUUCAGAGCGACUCUGGGCUGUUUUGCUCCCAGCGUGUUGUCGCACAUGCUCUCUGGGUGUGCUUGUCGCCCGUUCGGCUCUACCGGCCGCCGCAGAGUCGCCGCCCACUAACCGCACGCUGGGUGCCGUGCGUUGGUCGUGGGCCGCCGCCGCCGCAGCACCAGCCUCCAUCGACCCCUGGGGCAUGCCCGUGCAGCCGGCGGCGCCCGCCCCUAAACAGGCGGCGCAGAACGACCCGUGGAGCGGCGUGUCGACGCCGGUGGCCGCCGCCGACCCGUGGUCACCGCUGGACAGGCCGCCGUGGGCGCCGCUGGCGGCGGCCGGCCCCGCCUCGCCGGCCGCCUCCGACCCGUGGGCUCCACUGCAUAGCCAGCAGCCGACCUCGCCCCCCAGCGACGAGGACGAGUUCGCCGAACUGACGCAGCGCUCCGGCGGCGCCACCAACGGCGCGCGCGGCGCCAGCAGCUCGCCGUGGGACAUGACCGGCCUGGGCGUGACGCUGACACCAUCGCCGGUGGGCGGCGCCUCGGCGGCCGCGCCGGCGCCUGCCAAGCCGCCCACCUCCAAGUCGCCGCACUCGUUCCUCGGCGAGAACAGCGGCCUGGUGAACCUGGACAACCUGAUCGGCGCUCCGGCGCCUCAGCCCGCGCCGGCCGCGCAGGCGAACCCGUUCGGCUGGACGCCAAGCGGCGCGGUGGCCAUGGCCAACCCCUUCCAGGCGCAGAACCCACCACCGCCAUCUAUCAACCAGAUUCGGGACCGCAGGUUCGAGCCGGCCCAGUCGACCAACCCGUGGACGUCGCCCGCCAGCGCCGCCAACCCGUUCCUGUCGUAACUGCAGUGUGCGGCAGCGGCCGACAGGUGGCAGUGUAGGACAACGUUCGGAACCGUGCCUCAGACUCCCGUUGGGCCGCAUGGCCUACUCGCACCAGCUAUGUAAAGCCCGAGUCCUUUUGAUUGUUUAUGUGGUCGGUGUAGCAACGCAUCUCUAUGUUAUCGAGUUAAAACUGUGGGGCGGCGGGCGGGCGCCGCGCUGUAGUUCUGUUUAUACUCCGCGUGGGAUGCGCCAGGCCGCCUGCGAUUGGUCGGCCGGCCUGUCAGCCGCCUGCAGUGAGGGACGAGUGAGCGAGCCGCGGCCGCGCGACGCCGGCGCGCUCGCGACCGCGCGCUGGCGUCAGCCUUACGUGGCCGCGGGACGGGAGCCAGCGCCGCCGCCCGGCCCGCCCUCCUCUGUCGGCGGCGCUGGCGGCGCGCCUGCAGCUCGGCGUGGCACGUGGCCCCCCGCGGCGGCCAGCUGGCGGUCCGCUGCGCCACGGCACGGCGACGAUAAUCAUAUAUUGUGGGGACCGUGUGAGUGCGUCAGAAACAGGUAUCGUAGCGCCGCGGCGGCCGCCGCGCGCAUCAUUAGUUGACCCGCUGGCCGCUGGGGGUCGGGGACGCCCGCCCGGCGGCGGCGGUGGUCGGGUUUCGCGGUGCUGGCCGGAAGCGGGACCGGACGGCGAUCGGCGGCGGCGACGUUCGGCAGCUGGUCACAACUCAGGGCGAGGCCCGCCGCCAGCAGCAGAGGCGACCGAGAGCCAGCCGCCCGCCGCCCGGGCAGUACCGCGGUCUCGCCGGCCCGCCGCCUGGAGCGCCUCCCAGCACGCCUAGAGACCUCGCGCCGGACCGGCGACGUGUGAUGUGCUCCCCUCGACGGCCGUCACACAGCAGCGGCCGGCGCCGGCACAGCCAGCGACUAACGAACGUGGCCCGCGCGGUGCCGCCGAGCUAGUAUUUAUUCAGAGCGUGUCUGGACCGCCGGGCCGGCCGUGCCGCUCCCCGCCCUGCCUACCGCUAAUACAGGCUAUUUUUAUGCGGAG
This is a messenger RNA of Pollicipes pollicipes, 3270 nucleotides long. It is a transcript of the gene lqf, whose product is annotated as epsin homolog lqf. NCBI's taxonomy places the organism in Eukaryota, Metazoa, Arthropoda, Thecostraca, Pollicipedomorpha, Pollicipedidae. Gene Ontology annotation, molecular function: phospholipid binding; clathrin binding. Gene Ontology annotation, biological process: endocytosis. Gene Ontology annotation, cellular component: endosome; plasma membrane; clathrin vesicle coat. Bases 306 to 2246 code for a protein of 646 amino acids. The record is from RefSeq and is a predicted model, not a curated record. The transcript has 15 exons.